This is a messenger RNA of Plectropomus leopardus (leopard coralgrouper), 1923 nucleotides long. It is a transcript of the gene pofut1, whose product is annotated as protein O-fucosyltransferase 1. NCBI's taxonomy places the organism in Eukaryota, Metazoa, Chordata, Actinopteri, Perciformes, Serranidae. The record is from RefSeq and is a predicted model, not a curated record. Gene Ontology annotation, molecular function: peptide-O-fucosyltransferase activity. Gene Ontology annotation, cellular component: endoplasmic reticulum. Gene Ontology annotation, biological process: protein O-linked glycosylation via fucose; Notch signaling pathway; regulation of Notch signaling pathway.
CCAAAGAAGAAGCAGACGGAAAGCCGGUGCAUUCUGGGACAUAAAAUGAACCACAAUGGCGGUUAAACAACAAACGCGUCAUGUUCUCACUCUGACGUGUUUACUUUCAUCACUUUUACUGCAAAUUUGUCGGACUUUUGCUGAAGAACUGACAUGGGAUCACAAUGGCUACGUGUUGUAUUGCCCCUGCAUGGGUCGCUUUGGGAACCAGGCAGAUCACUUCCUUGGAUUUGCCUUUGCAAAGAUGUUGAACCGAACCCUGGCAGUCCCUCCGUGGAUAGUGUACCGCCACCACACACCCCCUUACACCAAUAUCCAUGUUCCCUACAGUGAGUUCUUCCAGCUGGAGGCCUUGUCUGCCUACCACCGCGUGGUCAGUUUGGAGGACUUCAUGGAGAAGCUGGCUCCCAAAUACUGGCCCUCAACACAAAGGAAAGCCUACUGCUUUGAGACUGCUGCACAGCGGAGUGCAGACAAGAAAUCCUGCCCCAUGAAGGACGGCAACCCAUUUGGUCCUUUCUGGAACUAUGUCGGCGUGGAAUUCGACAAGUCCGUCUUAUUCAGUGGUAUUUCUUUUAGUCCCCACCACCAACCUCAGUGGAUGAAGAAGUUCCCUCCCUCUCAGCACCCUGUCCUGGCACUGCCUGGGGCUCCUGCCCAGUUUCCAGUGAUAGAGGAGCACUUGGGCCUGCAGCGCUAUAUGGUGUGGUCAGACAAGAUGGUUAAGGAGGGAGAGGAGCACAUUGCUACCCUGCUGACCAGACCAUAUGUCAGCAUUCACCUGAGGAUUGGCAUUGACUGGCAAAAUGCCUGCAAAAUGCUGAAGAGCGGUGAAGCAGGGCCUCACUUCAUGGCCUCUCCUCAGUGUGUUGGCUACAACCGCCACACAGCCUUGCCCCUCACCAUGACCAUGUGCCUUCCUGACCUGUCAGAGAUCCGCAGGGCCGUCAAACUGUGGGUGAAGAAGACCUCUGCCCGCUCUGUCUACAUCGCCACAGACUCUGAAUCCCACAGCAAGGAUAUUGAAAAGCUCUUCAAGGGGAAGGUUAAAGUGGUAAGUCUUCAGCCAGAAUCAGCCCAAAUGGACCUGUACAUCUUAGGUCGAGCUGACCACUUCAUCGGCAACUGCGUCUCCUCCUUUUCUGGCUUUGUGAAGAGAGAGCGGGACGUCCAUGGCCUUAAUUCGUCCUUUUUUGGCAUGGACAAGCCUGGGAAACUAAAUCACAAAGAAGAACUCUGAGGGUCACGUGGUCAUCCUCUGGGUGCAAAUGCUGGAGGACUCUCCAUGAGGAGGCGACAGAUCAUGUUGACAGCAGAGAAUGUUUAUAUGUGACGUGAUGUUUCUUGAAGGCCGGUCCUAUUUUAGAAUAAGUUUUAAUCUGUGAGAAGGGAGGAAGGGUUUAUAAAUUAUGUCGUAGCAGGUCAGUAGGGUAAUGUCUGUGAAAUGUUAUGGCAUUGACACCACUGUUAUCAAGAAACACUACUUUUGUUUUUUUCCUGCUUUAAAAUCUGUAUUUGUAUAUUCCUGCUCAAGAUUUGGCUUCUUACUGCUUCCUUUGCGGCUUGGGCGGUAUGUAAUAUUUCACACCUUGAUACCUUCCUGAAAUUUUACCGGGGUAAAUGUUAUUUGACAGUUUAAGUAUGAGGCACUAGCAACCCCUCUCCUCCCACCACCACUGUAACUUCUCCCUCUGCUGUUGCUGUGUCAUUCAGCUCAGCUGCCAGUUGCACCAGUAGAGACCAUAGACUGUAUAUAAAGAUGGUAUAAAGAUGGAGUCUGCGCAGUAGCAAUACCCAUGGCGGAGGAGUUCCUGCCCAAACACUAGUCCAACCAGUUUCGUGCAACCCAAUUGAUUGUGAGUACUUUGAUUGGCUGUCACAGUGGUGAAUCAUGGCUGAAAAUCCCCUUUUUGUAGAACUGAA